GGGCACGCCUGCACCACAGUACUGACUGGUGCACGUGGAAACGUUAGUCUGGCAGCCCGACCCCGAGCCUCUAGUUCAAAUUAUAAAGGCUCUUGGAAGUCGUUAUCUAGAAUCGACUCCAUUCCUGUGCACUUUGCGAUGUCAGAAUCAUUUAUAAAGAUUCCUGAUGAUUACAGUGGAUAUGGCUUAUCUCACUUCUGUAUUCCAAAUCAUUAUGUCGAUGACUUAGAAGACAUAAUGAUUCCCUGGGGACUCCUCCAAGACAGAACAGAAAGACUGGCUCGGGACAUUUUUCAGGACUUAAAGGAUGAACCCUUAACUGCUCUGUGUGUCCUCAAGGGUGGCUACCGCUUCUUCACAGAUUUACUGGACAAACUAGCAGUUCUCAAUCGUUCCCAGGCCUUUUCUGUACCUCUUUAUGUCGACUUUAUUAGACUUAAGAGCUAUGAGAAUGCAGAUUCCACUGGCGAAAUACGUGUCGUUGGAGGGGACAACAUGGUCAAUCUUUGUGGGCGCAAUGUACUGGUGGUUGAAGAUAUAAUUGAUACGGGUCGGACCAUGAAAAAGCUCUUGGCCAUUCUUGAACAACAUAAACCGAAAUCAGUGAAGGUUGCCUCUUUGCUGAUAAAAAGGCGGCUAGAUGCCACUGGAUACAGACCAAACUACUGUGGCUUUGAAAUUCCUGAUAAGUUUGUGGUCGGUUAUGCCUUAGACUACAAUGAAUACUUCAGAGAUCUUAAUCAUAUAUGUGUGAUUAAUGAGAAUGGGAAAAAGAAAUAUGCUGUUCCACGAGGAUCACACUAAUAUGGAGCAGUCAUCUUGGCAGAUGACUAUGUAACCUUAUCUACUAUAGUCUCCACUUUUUAUAUUCUCAACAAUGGGUUGUACGAGACUACAGAUUUAGCCACAAAUAAAAUGGGAACAAGUUACAAUAUAUUGAAAUUACAAUAUACAUAUCCAUUAGUAAAUUAAAUAUAUUUUUAUAAGACAGAAGGACUUCCUAGAAGCAUAUGUAAUAGUUAAUUACAAAAUAGAAGCAAUACUUCUUUCAUUCCAUAGUUUUGUAUAUUAGGUGAUACAAAAAAUUGGUGUAUGUAUGACCUAAAAAUUAUAUAUUGACUAUACUCUACUUAGGUAUUUUAAAUUAAGUUCUUUAAAUAUUUUUCAUAUGUGAUUUUUCAAUUUGUUUUUUGUUUAAAUAAAAUUGUCUAGGUUUGUGUUGGAUAAGUUAUAUCUUUAGACUUUAAUACAUAUAAAUUUAAUUUACCCUUUACUGUAUAUUACUUUGCAAAAGUUGUCAUGAUUAAUAUGUUCGUGUUGGCAGUUGUAAUAAUAGUGAAACAAUAAAUUUAACUUUUCAUU
This is a messenger RNA of Procambarus clarkii (red swamp crayfish), 1362 nucleotides long. RefSeq names its product hypoxanthine-guanine phosphoribosyltransferase. Lineage: Eukaryota; Metazoa; Arthropoda; Malacostraca; Decapoda; Cambaridae. Gene Ontology annotation, cellular component: cytosol. Gene Ontology annotation, biological process: purine ribonucleoside salvage; guanine salvage; hypoxanthine metabolic process. The record is from RefSeq and is a predicted model, not a curated record. Gene Ontology annotation, molecular function: hypoxanthine phosphoribosyltransferase activity; magnesium ion binding.